Messenger RNA from Knipowitschia caucasica, 216 nucleotides. NCBI's taxonomy places the organism in Eukaryota, Metazoa, Chordata, Actinopteri, Gobiiformes, Gobiidae. The record is from the annotation of a GenBank genome assembly.
AUGCCUGUGGUUGGCGAGCGUCCGUCUCGCCGGGCUUCAGUGGAGGCGCCUCGGCAGCGGCGUGUGUUCAGGCUAAACGACUGGAUGCACCCAACACCAGCAAACACCCUGAGGAACCUGGUGGACAUGUGCAUAAACCCGGACCCCGAGAAGCGGCCGGACAUCACCUACGUGUACGACAUCGCCAAGCACAUGAUGAGCCUCACCCAGGGCUAA